GCGGCGCGUGGGCAACAGUGGGCGCAGAGAGAGAGUUCCGUAUAAAAGCUCCCGCAUCAUCCUCUGCCUCCGACACUCUCUGGUUGAGUGAUACAGUGUCGUACUCCGCCUCCUCAUCUCGUUCUUCUCUAGUGUUUUCUCGGAAACCUUUUCCCGCAGUAGUGAUUCAAGUCCCCGUCUAUGGUUUUGACCCAAGCUUCCAAUAUGUCCCGGACCGAAGAGGUGCACCGUAUAACGGAGAAUGUGUAUAAGUCCAUCAUGGAGCAGUUCAACCCUUGCUUGAGGAACUUUGUCGCCAUGGGAAAGACCUACGAGAAGGCUCUGUCGAGUGUGACAUUUGCAGCAAAAGGCUACUUCGACGCACUGGUGCGGAUGGGAGAGCUGGCCAGCGAAAGUCACGGCUCUAAGGAUCUUGGGGAUGUGCUUUUUCAGAUGGCCGAGGUUCACAGACAGAUCCAAAUGCAGCUUGAGGAUAUGCUGAAAUCAUUCCACAAUGAAUUACUCACUGAACUGGAGAAAAAAGUCGAAUUGGAUGUGCGCUACCUGAAUGCCGCUCUGAAGAAAUAUCAGAUGGAACACAAGAGUAAAGGAGAGAGUCUGGAGAAGUGCCAGGCCGAGCUGAAGAAGCUGCGAAGGAAGAGUCAGGGCAGCAAGAACCCAUCCAAGUACGGAGACAAGGAGAUGCAGUACGUCGAGACCAUCAGCAGCAAACAAAAUGAGCUGGAAAACUACAUCGCAGAGAACUACAAGACUGUCAUGUCUGAGGAAAGAAGGAGGUAUUGCUUCCUCGUUGCCCGUCAGUGCGCCGUGGCCAAAAGUAGCAGCUCUUACCACACCAAGGGCAGAGAUCUGCUAACACAAAAAAUACCUUUGUGGCAACAAGCGUGCGCUGACCCAAAUAAACUCCCGGAGCGGGCGAUGCUGCUGGCCCAGCGGAUGGGAUCUGGAGCAAUGGGAGCCAGCUCUCACCACACCUACAAAUCUACCCUGUCAAUCUCAGACCCCAUCCCCGGGGCCAAGCCACUUCCCGUGCCACCUGAACUCGCCGCUCUCAUGGGGAACCAACAUACGAGGAUGAUGGGAGCAGAAGGUGUCCCCAUAAAAAACGGCACAGCAGGGGUACAUGGGGGAGACGACUACCAACGUUGGAUGGAAACUAGAGCCUCACAAGAGAAACCGUCACCGGCGACCCACAGACACGGCGCUGAGACCUUCUCCAACACCCUGCCUGUCCGCAAGGUUGCUCCCGUAAAGCCCAAGAACACGCUGGCGGAGACACAGACCCUGCCCAGGUCCAGCUCAAUGGCUGCUGGUCUAGAGAGAAACGGCCGGACGCGUGUUCAGGCCCUCUUCUCCCACGCCGCGGGAGACAACAGCACCCUCCUCAGUUUCACAGAAGGAGACAUCAUCACGUUGCUGGUACCUGAAGCCCGAGACGGCUGGCACUACGGCGAGAAUGAGAAAAACAGAAUGCGAGGCUGGUUCCCGUUCUCCUACACCCGCGUGAUACCCGAACCAGACACUAAUAAACUCCACGUCAGUUUGCAGCAAAGUCGGAGCAGCAGCACAGGAAAUCUCCUGGAGAGAGAGAUGGCUUUACCCACACCUGACUACGGCAUGCCCACCCGCUUCCUCACACAGCCACAGAACACACAACAAAGCCGACAGAGACCCUACAGCGUGACAAUGCCCGGAUUCUCACAGCAAGGGUUAGAAAACUACGAAUCCCGAUUCCAAACAAGUACGGAGGGCAAAUUGAUAUCUACAGUGUGAGAGGACAGACAGACACACAGACAGCAUCUUCCCCUUCCGAACACUCACACCACCCUGUCUUGCUUUGUAUCUCAACAAUUCACCUACCGUUCACUCCACCCACACAGGAAGAGGAUACAGUCUAUCCACCCCUCCCUCCUUCUCCAUAACCUUAUUUUAUCCCAGCUGGAAGCGGCCGGGUGAUCAUGAAAGAGACUAACUUCAAUAUUCCAUGUUGACCUUCCUCGGUAUCCUCGCUCCUAUCAUGAGCUCUCGGAGGAAUUGUCCUGCUUGUCUUUCAUGCAUGUACAGAACAUGUCAGCUGUGUACAAUCCGAAUGCAUCACUUCUGCCUAUCCAGAUGAUAUUGACAUCUGUUGUUGUAACAUUAUCCGGGGGUUUAAAUGUGUUAAUAGCUCAAACCCACUUGAGAAAGAUUUGUUCUAUAUUUUGGGUGAUUAAAAUGUUGUCGAAUUAUUAUACUUUUUACUGAAUUUGAUGUCAUUAUAUGCACUUUUAAAUGUAAAUUUAUUGAGGUAAAUUGCGCGCCAUGAUCUCAUUAUGUAUCAUUUUGGAGCGCUUUCAAUAAAGGAGUUUGUUUUGAAUGUGUCAAGUCUUGCCGGGAUGCUGUCAGCCAUGGGAAUACAGAUGUACCGUAAAUAUUUGACCUUCACUGUGUCUCAAGUGAAGACUGUUAUACUAAAGCAAACCCUUUUGGAUUGCAUAUAAAAAGGAUUUUCCCGAAGUGAUGAAGGGGCAUGUUUCAUGCAUGAAAGAAAAGAGAACUCCUACAUGUCCAUGUCACGCCAUUUCCUGCAGUGAUUUAACUAAAGGUGACACGCCUCACAAAUAAAUAUAUAAAUUCUGCCAACUUUAGGCUAGUUUAUGGUUGCUAAGCAAUGCCAUUGAUUAGCUAUAUUUAUUUAGAUCGCAAGGUGGGUCUCAAUUCGCUAGUUGCCCAAGAUGGCACCAGUGAUCUUUUGGGACACAAGGGUUGGCAGACUAGUUUCCGGUCGUACACUGUAUGGGUAAAGGUGGAUUUGGGGAAUGCAAAUAUGGGUGUUUUUUAGAUAAAAAAAGAAGAAAGUAGGCCUAAUAUAUCAGCAAUAUUAUAGAUCAUCUUCACAUUGCUGCAAUUCGUUAAGCCAAAACAACUCGGAAAGAAGUCUGCCGAAAGCUCACCGGUGCAAUCUUGUGCAACUAACCCAUUCGAAGAAGGCUGCGUCCUCCGGAGGUCGCAUUUGUCGAGCGUUUUGUCGUCAUCAAGGAUUUCAGGUUUUAUUUUAAAUAAGCAUUUCAAGGUAAGAUCUACAAUGAUAACGUAUUAAGAUAAGUAAGCAUUGUAAAUACAUACAUAAUACUGAAAUGAGACAAAAUUGAUGACGUUUGCAGGCGACCUCCGGAGGACGCAGCCUUCGAAUUGAGACGCAACUUUCGUUGUUUACAGGUUUACUGAUAUGAACUUUCCCGACACUGAUAUUUCCGUCCAGGUGUGAGUUACUAAAGCAUAGCUAGUACAAUUAUAUCUAUAUUAAUACAACUUUAAAAACUCGUGAGCCAGUGCCUUGUACAUAGCAAAUGUUAUUUUUACUGUAUCACUGUUAAAUUAUAAUCAAGCAGGUUUCUUACUGAUGGCCUAGCUUUUUUGCUUUCGACACAAUCUCUGUAAAAACAGUUACUAAAUGUAUGUAUGUUAUGUAAAUACUUGCAGGUAUCACGUCGGAUAACACAUUUUUUAAACAACACACAUCUUCUGCACACACACAGCACUUGUGUGGGCACUUUUCUGCCAGGAGGGAGAGAUGAAAUCUUGUAAUGAAACGGAACAAAUUAAAGACUUUGAAUUUGCCUCUUAAUAAACACAAAAUGCUCAUAAUUAUAAGGGGAAGAUGUUUCUCUGGUGUGAUAUAAAUACUGCUUUGCUUGUCUCUAGUCAGUCACUUAACAGAAAAUAAUUGAUUUUCUCUGUAUUGUAUACAUGAAAAGAUGUAUCAUCAUGAAAAUGAAGCACAAUUAAAAUACAACAUUAGUGUGUUUUUAUACUUUUCCUCAUUUUUGUUUAAACAGAUGUGGUUAUUUAUUUGAAAGGUUUCAAGUGCAAUCUUCAAUAGCCUAUAUUGUUCUUUAAAAACCGAACCUGCCGGGUGCAUCGUGUCUGUAUCUUCUCCGCCGGGUUUAUUCAUUUGCCUUCCGUUUGUCUUUGUGUGUAACUAAACCAACGUCUUGCUGUAGCUCUGCCAACAAUCUCCAUCUCUGUUUUGACGAAUUUAGAGACAAAAGCAGUAAGAUGUCAAGGACUGGAAGCCAUUGCCAGUGUUUCUUCUUUCUGCACUAGAGUAAAGCCGCGGUACGGCUCCCACGCUCACUGAACCCUGGGUAGAAAUCUCCACCUGUCUGUUUUUAUUGUCAUUUUCUUCUGGAAUGUAAAGAGGAGAAUGUACAACAUACAGAAAACUAUAUAAUCCAAUAUGCAUGUGUUUUGAGGGACACCUAAACGGUGUAAUGUUCCGUAAUGGCCAUGUAUGGUGACUUUCGACUCUUGAAAA
This is a messenger RNA of Triplophysa dalaica, 4297 nucleotides long. It is a transcript of the gene baiap2b, whose product is annotated as BAR/IMD domain containing adaptor protein 2b. The record is from RefSeq and is a predicted model, not a curated record. Bases 181 to 1773 code for a protein of 530 amino acids. Lineage: Eukaryota; Metazoa; Chordata; Actinopteri; Cypriniformes; Nemacheilidae. The transcript has 14 exons. Gene Ontology annotation, cellular component: cytosol; nucleoplasm. Gene Ontology annotation, biological process: actin crosslink formation; actin filament bundle assembly; plasma membrane organization. Gene Ontology annotation, molecular function: protein binding; cytoskeletal adaptor activity.